AUGUCGUCCGGAUUGACUCCUGUCCUGACCAAGGAUGCCUGCCCUCCUUCUGGCCCAUACAGCCAGGCCAUCAAAGCCGCGGGUCAGAUCUGGGUCGCAGGCCAAAUCCCCGCCGACAGCACCGGCCAAUUAGUGUCGGGCUCCAUUGCACAGAAGACCGAGCAGUGCUGCAAGAACAUCAAAGCCAUCGUGGAGGCAGCGGGAAGUGAAAUGACCAAGGUUGUCAAAGUCAACAUCUUCUUGGCCGACAUGAAGUUCUUUGCUGAGAUGAACGGCGAGUACGAAAAAUGGUUCGGCCACAAGCCCGCAAGAAGCUGCGUGGCGGUCCGAGAAUUGCCCAAGGGAGUCGACGUCGAGAUUGAGGCCGUUGCGAUUCAAUGA
Molecule: messenger RNA, 381 nt
Organism: Capronia coronata CBS 617.96
Lineage: Eukaryota; Fungi; Ascomycota; Eurotiomycetes; Chaetothyriales; Herpotrichiellaceae
Product: endoribonuclease L-PSP
Exons: 3
Coding region: 1-381 (126 amino acids)
Cellular component (GO): cytosol; mitochondrion
Molecular function (GO): deaminase activity
Source: RefSeq, a predicted model, not a curated record